AUGGCUUCCUCGGCUACUUUUCAUAAUUUCACCUCAGACCUACGUAGGAUCAUUCGAAAACAACCUCUUUGCCCUCCUGCUAAGGGUGUUUACUCAAACGGGGAUACUACUAAGUCAUAUGAGUUUAAUCUACGCGAUGAAAUUUUGGCUCUCGUUGCACUUGAUCAAGAGAAAAUUCAAAAUCCUAACUCCGACCUUAAUGUGGCUCUGAAUAAUUAUUUUAAAAUAUGUCAAAAGCUUCCUUUCUACGAAGAGAAGAUCACUCCCAUUAUCUACUUUGGCGGUUUUGGAGUCGACAUAUUUCGCUCUAUGGAGAAGAAUGUUUCAGUAAAGAUUUUUCGAAAUCUGCCUGAGGUUAAACAACGCCUUUCAGAAAUUGCGAAAAUCACAGGAGCGGAAAUUGAUUCCUCUGAUCUCGUGGGGAAUCUUCUUCAUGAUCUGCGCCAAGUUAUCUUUCUCCUAGGACUUAAUCCCUCGGUCGAUAAGGACAGCUUACUUGCUUUAAUUCGGGCUUCUUGGAUUAAUGCUGGUGGAAAAGUGACUGAGGAAUUUAAUUAUCACAUUAAUAACAACCAGGACUUCGAUUUCGCUCAAACAGAGGCCGCUUCUUUGAUUGAUUUCUUCUCCCCUGAUUUCGUUCCAUUUCCUCCAGUGAAAGCCCAGCCACACGCGAAUGCUUUUGAUGUUGCUAUGCGGAUCAAUAUAGAAGAGUCACUUCGUAACCACUGUGUGGAUAAACCCAUCCAGGAACCCUCAAUUCCCAAACUUGAUGAGUGGUCUAGAUUAAAGACCAUCUUAGAGCCUGUUAAUCGAAGUCUCAACAUGACCAUCCAUCAGAGUAUCAAUCUAGUCUUCCCCAUCCUCGAGUCCAAACGAUCAGAUGACUCAAUUCAGGGAGAAUUGAUUGAUAUAAUGGGAUUCGAUCAAUUCGAUACAGUAGCAGAAUUGAUUCGUGAACGUUCCGAUUGGUGUCGGUGGUAUGAGAAGUAUUCCUCUAGUCCGGAAUCAUUUCCAAUUAACAACAAUGCUCCUCGUUCCUCCAAUCAGAUUGGCAAUUCGAAGAGCUCUGGAAAGUUAAAUAUUUAUAACAAUCGUCACUAUCACAAAUGUUUUCUUCCGGAAAACAAUAAAGGAAAGAAAAGGAACAAAGGAAAUACUUCAAAUGGAGUUGGGGGCGAAUACAGUAUUAUUGACCAAUUGCUGACGGAUCCCGCGGCAGUGGAAGCCUCCAAACAAGAGAACUUGAUGUUAGCAGCGAAGAGGACACGUGAUGCAACCUCUGAGGCUUAUCUCCGGUCCUGCUCUGCCAGUGUCAAUAAACCCUCUCGAGCUGAGGAAUUUCCCUACGUCUUUGAUUCUAUGGCUGAGCUCUUCGCUAAUCGUCCUGUAACUGAUCGAUCUAAGCUGGUACUACCUGCUGAUACGAAGCAAAAACGAACUCAUCUUUUCGAAUCCUACGACUUUCCCCUUCCAAUUAAAUCAGACGGUGAGAAUGCCGAAGACCCCGUCCGAAAGUUAGUACAAAAACACCUGCCUAACGGAUUGGUAGAAAUCUCUUCUCUUGAUCACAUUGGCAAGCUAGCUUUCAAGGGAGUGAAGCGUCUAAAUCUCAUCCAGUCUGUUGUCUUUGAUGCUGCCUAUAACUCAAAUGAUAAUCUCCUUAUAUCUGCGCCUACUGGAGCAGGUAAAACUAACACCGCCAUGCUCACUAUCCUCCACCUUAUUCGAAGCAAUCUCAAUCCUGAAACUGGCGUUCUUGAUACCGGUGCUUUCAAGAUCGUCUACAUGGCGCCGAUGAAGGCGCUGGCUGCGGAAAUGGCGGAUACUUUUGGAAAACGUUUGGCCCCACUUGGAGUUAGAGUUCGAGAAUGCACUGGAGAUAUGCAAUUAACGGCUCAGGAAGUCAAAGAAACACAAAUGUUGGUCACAACUCCAGAAAAAUGGGAUGUACUCUCACGCAAAAGUGCGGGCGCUGAUAGCGAUUCUUCUCCAACGUCACGCCUUGCUCUUCUCAUUAUCGACGAAAUUCAUUCCUUGGCAACUGCGCGACGGGGUGCGGUAGUUGAGGCCCUAGUAGCACGAACUCUUCGAUUCUCUGAGACUGCUCAACGUCCCAUUCGUCUGGUUGGUCUUUCAGCCACUCUCCCUAACUAUGUGGAUGUGGCUGCACUUCUACGAGUCAACCCAAAACGCGGUCUUUUCUUUUUUGACUCUCGUUUCCGUCCCGUUCCCCUUGGGAUGUCUUUCGUUGGUGUGCGGUCUGACGCUGCAAAAAUGCUUGCUCCUGAUAAUGGAGGUAGUUCAAACGCAGCAAAUGAACAACUCAUGAACCAAGUCUGCUAUGAUCGCGUUAUUGAACAGCUCAAACAAGGCGAACAAGUGAUGGUAUUUGUUCAUGCGAGAACAGAUACUGUUCGCACAGGCCGUUGGUUUCUUAAUUGGGCCAGUCAACGCGGUGAGAUUUCCCUCUUUGAACCCCCUCCUAGUGCCAAAAAUCCUGAGUUUGUUAAAAGGAUUGCUCGUUCAUCCGAUGCGGGAUUAAAGGAACUUGCACCAAGAGGUGUAGGUUGUCACCACGCUGGAAUGUUGCGACCGGAAAGAAAUCUAUCAGAACGGUUAUUUGCUGCUGGUGCUUUGAGAGUUCUUGUAUGCACCUCGACUCUUGCUUGGGGCGUUAAUCUUCCUGCUCAUGCCGUUGUGAUCAAAGGAACGAAAAUUUAUGACGCUGAUCGAUCUGAUUUCGUUGAUCUGGACAUUCUCGAUGUUCUGCAGAUAUUUGGUCGUGCUGGUAGACCUCAGUUCGACAGGUUCGGCUGGGCGACUAUAAUCACAACACAGGAUAAAUUGGAUCAUUAUAUCCGUUUAAUAACAAAUCAAAUUGCGAUUGAAAGUCAACUUCUUGAUAAUCUAAAUGACCAUCUUAAUGCUGAGAUUGCUCUUGGAACAGUCACUAAUGUCUCUGAGGCGGUUACUUGGUUGUCCUACACUUUUCUCUUCGUUCGACUUACAAAAUCCCCCCUUCAUUAUGGUAUUACUCCUUCGAUGCUUGCGGAAGAUCCAGAUUUGACCAUUUUUCUGACAAGUGCUGUUGAAAGUGCUGCAAAAGCGCUAGAUGAUGCAGAAAUGAUUCGAUUUGAACCCUCAACGGGCAUAAUGGCUAGUACGGAUCGUGGUCGAACUGCAGCUCUUUAUUACAUCAGCUACGCUACGGCAGCCAUGGUCAAAGAACGUCUCACACCCCACAUGCUGCCCCAAGAUCUCGUCUCUCUGGUGGCUGACGCCAGUGAAUUCGCCCAGAUGAAAGUUCGAGAUGACGAAGAGGCUGAGUUGGUCCACUUGCAAGACGAGGCUUGUCAGAUUCCAGUCAAGAACCCAGGUACUGUAGAGGGGACGCUGGGAGUGAAAGUGAAUGUUCUUCUGCAGGCGCACAUUUCUCGUGCGAGACCGACCACACACUCCCUGGUAUCGGAUUUAUACUAUGUUCAACAGAAUGCGGCUCGUUUGGCGAGGUAUAUAUUUGAAAUUGCUCUGAGAUGUGCAUGGUCAGUUUGUGCCACGUCUGCGCAUCAACUCUCAAAGAUGAUUGAGCAUCGCCUGUGGUACGGGGAGACCCCAUUGUGGCAAUUCAUCGGUGAAAACAUCGAUAACUGUCGCAUUCUUGAACGCGUUGAUGAACAGAAACUUCGAGUUGACAAAAUUCGAGAAUUAACACCAGAUGAAUUAAAUGGCAUCUUGCAUUUUCAAGGCAUUCGUGGUGCUGAGUACGUUCAUCGUCUUGCCCAUUAUCUUCCUUUUCUCAAUCUGUCGGUUGAGACGCAACCAGUCACCAGGAAUAUUCUUCGAAUAACUGUUCGGCUCACUGCUGACUUCACUUGGGCAGAUUUUCAUCAUGGUAAUGGCGGAGCUCUACUCUAUUGGCUCUGGGUCGAAAACCCUGAUGAAGCCUGUAUCUACCACUCUGAGGCCUUCAUUCUCAACAAAAAGAUGUACGUAAAGGCAAAGGGCGAAACUUUAACGGAGUUAAUCUUCACAAUACCUAUUCACGAACCCCUUCCAUCUCAAUACCUGGUUCGAUGUGUAUCAGAUCGGUAUCUGGGGGUAGAAAGUGUCGCUCCUGUGCAUCUCCGAAAUAUUCUUCUUCCACAGUCUGAUCCUCCUCAUACCGAUCUUUUGCCUCUUGAUCCACUGCCUUUGACUGUUUUGAAGAACGCAAAAUAUGAGUCCCUCUACCCAUAUACGCACUUCAACCCUAUUCAGACUCAAGUUUUCCAUACUCUCUACCACCAAGAUGUCAAUGUGUUACUUGGCGCCCCUACAGGUUCGGGAAAAACGGCAGUUGCUGAAUUGGCCAUCUUUCGAGUGUUCAACACUACACCGGAUAAGAAAUGUGUUUACAUUGCUCCUCUGAAGGCUCUUGUUCGUGAAAGAGUUGACGACUGGUCGGUGAAAAUUGGCAAGAAUCUCGGUAAACGAGUUGUCGAAUUGACAGGAGACGUGAGUCCAGAUGCCGCUUUACUGCGACAGGCAGAUGUGAUCGUCACUACUCCAGAGAAGUGGGAUGGUAUAUCUCGAAGCUGGCGUCAACGCAACUACGUUCAGAAAAUUGCCCUCAUCAUUAUCGAUGAAAUUCACAUGGUUGGAGAGGAUCGUGGUCCUGUUCUUGAAGCAAUAGUUUCUCGAGCAAACUUCAUUGCCAAUCAACUUAACACUCGCAUUCGUGUUGUCGGCCUUUCUACAGCCUUGGCCAACGCUGUUGACAUGGCGAUUUGGCUUCGAGUUCCUCUUGCUCCCCUUGGUCCUCAGAGUGCUUGUAGCGGACGCGGGCUCUUCAACUUCCGGCCCUCCGUGCGACCUAUCCCGCUUGAGGUACAUAUCCAAGCAUACCCUGGCCGACACUACUGCCCUAGAAUGGGUCUAAUGAACAAACCCAUUUUCCAAGCCAUUCAAAGUCACUCCUUCAACAAGCCAGUGCUAAUCUUCGUGGCCAGUAGACGACAAACCCGCCUAACGGCUUUUAGUCUUAUCACCUACGCUUCGGCAGAGAUGAACCCACGUCAAUGGCUGCACAUGGAUAGUAAUGAGAUGGAGGCUCUCGCUUCAGCUUUGUCGGACCAAAACCUCCAGGUUACUCUCCCCUACGGUAUUGGAAUCCAUCAUGCUGGCUUGAGAGAUAGUGAUCGACGAAUUGUGGAAGAACUUUUUGUCAACCGAAAAAUUCAAGUACUGAUAGCCACAUCUACUUUGGCUUGGGGUGUAAACUUUCCAGCCCAUUUGGUUAUUGUUAAAGGAACAGAGUACUUCGAUGGAAAGACGAAGCGAUAUAUCGAUUAUCCUAUUACUGAUGUGCUACAAAUGAUGGGUCGUGCUGGCCGACCACAGUUUGAUAAUGAAGGCAAGGCAGUGGUGAUGGUGCAGGAUACGAAGAAAGCCUUCUACAAGCGUUUCCUCUAUGAGCCCUUCCCCGUUGAAAGCUGUCUACCCCGAAUUCUUCCCGACUACAUCAAUGCUGAAGUUGCAUCUGGAAAUGUAGAAUCAAUGCAAGCGGCAAUGGAGUGUAUUACCUGGACGUUCUAUUUCCGACGACUUUUGAUGAACCCUAAUUACUACCAACUUGAAGACACAAGCGCAGCUGGAGUGAGCGCUUUUCUCUCAAAAGUAGUUUCCGAGGCUGUUGAGCAAUUGAUGGAUUCUGGAUGUGUGGAAGUAGGAGAGCCAGAAGAAGAAAGUUACUCUGAAGAAGUUGAAUCACGUGGUACUCCUGUAAUCCCUCUCUAUGGCACUCCUAUCGGUCGUCUAGCUUCCUUCUACUAUAUCUCUCACAAAACCAUCCGCCUGUAUGAUGAGAAUGUGGCUCCCAAUACCAGUAUUGAAGACCUCAUUUACAUGAGCGAAGAAUACGCAGAGCUCCCAGUCAGACACGGAGAAGAUGAAUUGAAUGCUUCCUUGGCGCGAGAAUUACCUCUCAAGCUGCGUGAAUCUCCGGACUCAGGCCAUGCGAAGGCUCAUUUACUCCUUCAAGCUCAUUUGUGCCGAAGAACCGGUAAUCAGUUGCCUGUGGCAGACUAUAUAACUGACACUUCCUCUCUUCUCGACCAAAUGCCACGUUUGUUGGCGGCAUUGCUUGAUGUGUCUGCACUACGAGGACGGCUAACAGUUGCUCUACGCUGUGCUCUCCUUGGUCAGAUGAUUUCACGAGCUCUUUGGUUGUCUGAUUCACCCCUCCUUCAGUUGGUUAGAGAUUCUUGUGACCUGGCUGCGUUUGAGCUUGAAAGCACUAAUGGUGAAGAAUCCAUAUAUAUCGAGACCCUUCCGCAAUUGCUAGAAGUGGCUGGAGAGGCACCCACUUUCCCAGGUUUACGAAAACUUCUUAGGGAUCGCAUGCAUGCAGGAACAAUAGACCGAAUUAGAAAGCUCCUUCUGUGCGUCCCAGUAGUGUCAGUUGAGUUGUCACUUAUGGGAGGAAAGAAUGAACAAAAGGUUAGCAUUAUCGAUCUUGAAGUGCCUUCAGAACUUGCUCGAAGGAAUCCAAUUCGUAUUAAAGCUGAUGCCGACUAUGCUCUGUGUGUCACCCUGCAUUAUGAGAAUAACCCAAGUCCCCUUCCUAAAGACAAUGGCCGACAGUCAAGACCGCCUGGCUGGGUGGUUAUUUUGGGUGAAAUUGGCGGACCCAUGGAGGAUGAAGGAGGUACCCUUUACGCCAUGAAGAAAACUACUUUUAAGAGGAAUAAAAAUAACUUAAAUGUGAUUUCGCUCUCCUUCCGAUUUGGUGAAGAAUUGCUUGGUGAUCACGAAUUGUCACUCUACUUGAUGUCUGACACUUUCAUGUCCAUCGACCAACAAUUGAGCUUUUGUAUUCGAGUUGUUUCUCCAGAUGAUGGUUUUGAUGAAGAAGAUGAAGACUAUGAAUAA
This is a messenger RNA of Rodentolepis nana, 6909 nucleotides long. NCBI's taxonomy places the organism in Eukaryota, Metazoa, Platyhelminthes, Cestoda, Cyclophyllidea, Hymenolepididae. The record is from the annotation of a GenBank genome assembly.